Messenger RNA from Cuscuta epithymum, 2398 nucleotides. The record is from the annotation of a GenBank genome assembly. Lineage: Eukaryota; Viridiplantae; Streptophyta; Magnoliopsida; Solanales; Convolvulaceae.
AAAAAGGAAGCCGGCUAGGACUUUUCAAAUAUGGUAGCCUUCAACUUUUGUUAACGAUUAGAAAAAUGAUAAAGUACCCCAAUUUGAUAUCUCAAUUUGUACCCCCAUCAGCGGCGGAACUAGGCCGCUCCCCCUUCGCCGGAGUAGUUAAGGUAUGUAUAGGUAUUGUCAUUGCCGGUGCCCCUGAACCCUUCUUCCAUCUUCCGGCGCCCCUGACUUCUCCUCUGGUGCUGCUGAUAAAAAGUACUCCGUACGAACUAAGAUUUUAAAAAAAAUCAUUUAGUUGAACGACAUCGUUUGAGGAAGUUAAAAAGGGGAAAAAAAUUAAAGUAAAACGACUUUCAAUUGUUAAUAAACGACAUCCCAUUAAUAUUAGUCCAAUAAAUUUACAUUUAAUACGCUCCGCAACAGAACCCAAAAAUCAAAGAGGCUGGGAGGAGGAAGUGAGAAAGACUGAAUCGAUUGAUGAUUCGAAAUUUUACCGCCGCGCGCCGGUUCUGUGCUGGACCGCGUUGGAUGCCGGCAAAUGGAAGACCUGCGUUGCUCGCUUCUGUGCAUUUGAGAAGAUGUCUCCAACGUUUGGUUUGGUGAAGGAUAUUACGCCUAGCGACACACAUUGGGCACUUCGUCUGCGUUUGCUUCGUGUGUACGAAAACAUAAGCGACACCGGUGACAUUAGGGGAUUGGAAUGUGUAUUCCAUGAUAAGGAGGGUGCUCUAAUUCAUGCUACGAUAAGGAUGUCGCAGAUGGCUAAAUAUAGACAACUUCUUAAGGAGCGAAGUUUGUAUGCUGUCCGACGUUUCAUUGUUGCAAUUGAUGGAAAGAAGUGUAGGACAACGGAUAAUAAGUUUAAGAUGAUAUUUUAUGAAAAGACAGAGGUUAUCUAUUACGAGGAUGAUGCAUUUCCUAACCAUGUGUAUAAGUUCAAGGGAUUUGAAUCAUUGUUGAAUGCGAGAAUAAUUGAUGAGAGUGAGCUUUUUGAUGUUAUUGGACAGGUUGUUUCAAAGAAAGCGGUUCGAGAAGUGAUGUAUCAGGGAAGACCUCACAGAUUGAUAGAGGUCACUUUGCAGGAUCCAAGGUUGAAUCAAUUGUCAUGCACGUUUUGGGAUAACUUUGUUGAUCAAAUUCUUCCAUAUAUAGGCGAUGAUCAGACUGAACCGGUCAUUGUGACUUUACAGUUCUGUCGGGCAGGAAUAUUCAGAGGUGAACCAAAAAUAUCAACCAACUACAAUGUCACGCGUGUUGUCAUUAAUGGAGAUGAUGUUGAGUUUCAAGAGUUCAAGAACAGCUUGCAGGAAGUGAAUGUUCUCACUCAGCCGAUACGCACUGUUUCAGUAACUACAGACCGACAAAUGAGCAUUUCUGAGGAGCUUGAGAGUCUGGAACAACCACUUAAAACAAUAGAAGAACUAUACGAGAUUCAGGAGGUUGGAAGCUUUUGGAUUUCUGCAAAGGUUGUGGCAAUUGAAAGCGAUAAAAAUUGGUGGUAUCUUUCGUGCACUAAAUGUCGCAAGAAACUGGAAAAAACCAGUUCCAAAUUUUACUGCACCAAGUGCGAUAAACCUUAUUCUGAUGGUAUUCCAAGGUAUAAAGUGAUACUCCGAGUGAUCGACUCUACUGGAAAUGCACCCUUACUCAUUUGGGAUGACGUUGGGCAAGAAAUGUUUGGAAAGGACGCAGUUGAGUGUCAAAACAUGAUGUUAAGCAGUGGACGUCAGGAGAGUUAUGUUCCCGCUGAGAUAGAGGCCGUUGUAGAUGUGUCAAUGCUAUUCAAGGUUCAGAUUAAGAAGGAACAAAUUGGAAACUACAAUUCAGCCUUCAGUGUGAUGAAAUUCACAAGAGAUGAAGCUCUUAUUGAGAAAUUCAAUGUUAAUGGGAAUGAUGAACAGGAAUCUGAUUUCAUAUCCAAGAUGCACCAUGUUGAUUCUCACUGUGAAAAGGCAUAUUCUUCACAAGGUGAAGUUUCUACUCCUGAUCACGGAAAAGCCAACAACGAAGGGCACAAGAGUUCAAGCGCUGGAGAAAAAUUGAAGAGGGAUUUGAUUGGGGAUUCCUCAUGCAACUCUUCAUCGAAGAAAAUGAGAAAGAUUGUCAAGUUGGAGAAAUGAACUGCUAUUUCUCUUAUGAUUUUGCUAAGAAAAAACUAAGUUUUAUUUUGCAACAAGUUUUGGACAAUUGUUUUGUUGUGUUUGUGGAAGCAUUUGAUUGUUUCGCAGAUUGUAUUUGCUAUUACCCACCAUUUGAUGGUUUGGGAGAUUGUAUUUGCUAUUACAGAAUAUUUUGUUUAACCUCUAUGUUUUGUUAGAACUGAAUGCUUUUGUUUUGUUUGAACUGGGAGCUGUUUGUUUUGAACUCAUUUGUUUUAUUAUAUGAUAUGGGCUUUGUUUUGAAUGAUAAA